AUGAGUGUCACUGCGAUCGUUGUCUUCACAUCCAUACUGGCUUUCUCUCAGAGCCAGGAAUGUCGAUACGAGUUCGUUGUUCCCGAAGGAAAUGGAUUGUCCUGUGGUUCUCCCGACAUUGGUAGAAUACACUCGGAUCUCCAGAUAGCUCGAGAACGCGCCAGUUCUAUAGCGUCAACUCUUGGGUCUGAAAUAACCAAAAUGCAGAGCAUGACGGAAGGCGUUCAAGAGGAGAUGAAAACAAUUUCCCAGGAGCUAGCACAGAUUAAGAAAGAUGUUGGCAAAAUGGACACCAAUAACCAAAAUUUUGGAAAUAUGGAACAAGCGCUUAUCCGUAUGAACGAGACAUUUGUCAGUGACUUUAAGUACCUAACCAAAAAAAUCAUGGACUCCACAUCUUCCUUACAGAUGCAGCUGACGCGGCAAGUGGACAUCAUUUCUGCUCUUGCCACUGAAGAAUCAUCCCAAAGAAAGAUGCUGGACAUGCAUGCGAUCCGUUUGAACGAAAUUUCCGACAUACCCCAAUUAGUAAAGAGAAUUGAAAACGAGGUUAAGUCGGUCAAAAAUGAUUUGGUGAGGACCAGCCAGGAGAUGACCGAUACUAAACGUGACCUUCAGGGGGUCAGAGCAACAGUUCAAAGUUCUGAGGAUAAGGUCAACGCCCAAACAUCCAGCAUGAACACAAAGAUUGGUGAGUUACAAUCACUUUUAUUGGGGGUGGAUUUGAAAGCUCUUCAAAAUGACAUUGUUUGGCUCAAACAAAGGUCCAGUUCACUUGGCACUACAGUGACAAACCAUUCCAAACUGCUAGAAAACUUCGAUCCUUCUCUUCUCCACAACAAAUUGGCGGCACUGGAAGAAGAAUUGGUCUCAGAAAGCGCAAUGCUUAAUGAGGUAAUGAACAAAACGGCAAGCUCGAGUCCCGCCAUUCUUUCUCAGAAGCUUUCUAAGCUCACGUCAAAAUUGAAUGAAGACCAGGCUACUACGAAGAACAUGUGGGACGGGCUGUGGAGUCGUGUGAACGGCCUGUCCAAAAUGGUAGAUGAGUUAAAACGUAACGUGGCCGAAAUAAAAAGCGAACCAUGA
Molecule: messenger RNA, 1086 nt
Organism: Ostrea edulis (European flat oyster)
Lineage: Eukaryota; Metazoa; Mollusca; Bivalvia; Ostreida; Ostreidae
Product: nucleoprotein TPR-like
Exons: 1
Coding region: 1-1086 (361 amino acids)
Source: RefSeq, a predicted model, not a curated record